AAUUAAAUAUAUAACAUAAAUAAAACAACCAAAAGGAACAAAAUCUAACUAAAUAACCCUUAUAAAUGUAUGGGAAGUUAGUUAGUAUAGCUGAAAAACAUAAACUCUCAAACAAAGUCACAGUUUACAAAAAAAAGUCACAGUAUUUAACCAAGCGACCAAUUAAGCUAAUUAUAUUUGGGAAAUAGGGGCCCUUGAAUUUGAUAAAUCUUGUGGGGGCCUGAGGCAUUUGCCUCUUUUGUAAUACAGUAGGCACGACUCUGAUUGUCAGGGCUGGCUCUGGUGGUCGCUCAUUUAAUUUGAUACGCAAAUAAGUACCAUUUUAGCUUUAUACAUCAGCUACGGUCGCAUUUGAUAUGAAUAGUUGUAAAUUACUGGCUCACUUCAUACUUUGUCCGUCCAUUCUAGCAGAAAACAAAAUUGCUCUGAAGAAGACAAUGCACGUGUUUACACAUUCUCCUUACCUACCAAAUGCCAACCGUUCUAACCUCUCUCUUUACUUUUAUGUCGAUCAGGAAGGCCCAAUGGGCUUGGACUAAAGCCUGGUCAAUCAACUUGCGACGGAAGCCCAAAAACCUUCAGUCUACAGACGACACCGUUUGCUUCCGCCACUUGAAAACGGGUUAAACGCCAUUUAUCGUUUCUUCAAAGGGAAACCAAACGAGAAGCAUCGUCUCUCUACUCAACUGUUACGCCGCAAAAUGACGAAACUACCCCUCUUCGUCUCCCUCCUCCUCCUCCUCUCCGUAGCCAGUUUCAUCACCCGCACAUCGGCGGAGACAAAGUCCCUCACAAUCUCCGACGACGACAGACCGAUGAUCCUCUUCGAGAAGUUCGGAUUCACUCGAUCGGGCCACGUCAGCGUCUCCGUCUCCUCCGUAUCGGUAACCUCCCCUUCGGCCGCCGCGAUCCCGGAUCCGUCGCGGCUAGGGUUCUUCCUCAUGUCGGAGGAGUCGCUCCUCCAGGUCCUCCUCGAGAUCCAGCAGAACCCUAGCUUCUGCGUGCUCGACUCCCCUCACGUCCUCCACCUCUUCACGUUCCACGAUCUAUCGCCCCCGCCGAGCUCCAGUUACGAGCACUUGUACCCCGUGACUUCCCCCAACGAGUACUCUCUGUUCUUCGUCAAUUGCGUGAGGGAUACGAAGAUCUCGAUGAAGGUCAGAACGGAGAUGUAUAACUUAGAUCCGAACGGGUCGAAGGAUUACCUUCCCGCCGGGUCAACCCGUUUACCCGAAUUGUAUUUCUUAUUCUUUAUCGGAUACUUAGCUUUCCUCGGUCUGUGGGGGUAUGCUUGUUGGGUUAAUAAAAGAGUCGUUCAUAGGAUCCACGUCCUCAUGGCGGCGCUUCUGUUAAUGAAGGCUUUGAAUCUGAUCUGCGCCGCUGAGGAUAAACACUACGUGAAGGUCACGGGGACUCCUCACGGAUGGGACGUGUUGUUCUAUAUUUUUCAGUUUAUCCGCGUGGUUCUUUUAUUCACGGUGAUUGUGUUGAUUGGAACUGGGUGGUCUUUCUUGAAGCCGUUCUUGCAGGAGAAAGAGAAGAACGUGUUGAUGGUUGUUGUUCCUCUUCAGGUUCUCGCCAACAUUGCCUCCGUUGUGAUCGGAGAGACGGGGCCUUUUAUUAAAGAUUGGGUGACUUGGAACCAGGUGUUCUUGCUUGUGGAUAUAGUGUGCUGUUGUGCUAUCUUGUUCCCUAUUGUUUGGUCGAUACGUUCGUUGAGAGAGACUUCGAAAACCGAUGGGAAAGCGGCAAGGAACUUGGCGAAGUUGACUCUGUUUAGACAGUUUUAUAUUGUUGUGAUAGGGUACUUGUAUUUUACGAGGAUCGUGGUGUUUGCGUUGAAGUCGAUUGCUGCGUAUAAGUAUCUGUGGGUGAGCAAUGCGGCUGAGGAGAUUGCGAGUCUGGUGUUUUACAUGGUGAUGUUCUAUAUGUUUAGGCCGGUUGAGAAGAAUGAGUAUUUUGUUCUUGAUGAAGAAGAUGAAGAAGCUGCGGAGUUGGUCUUGAAGGAGGAUGAUUUUGAUCUCUGAAUCAGAUCAAGAACUUUCAUUGACUAUAUAAGCUCGCCGUGGAGGUUUGCUUUUUCUUUUCUUCUUCCUUUUCUAUUGUUACUUCAAAUGUAGUUUAUUUGUAAAGGGGAAUAACUAUGUAGUGUUUUACUCUUAUAUUGUAAAAGCUUAUUUGUCCCCUAAGACUGUUUUUGCUUGUAAGAAAGAUUAGUGCAUCUGUUGUUGACUGUGUGUA
Messenger RNA from Brassica napus (rape), 2241 nucleotides. RefSeq names its product protein CANDIDATE G-PROTEIN COUPLED RECEPTOR 7. Gene Ontology annotation, cellular component: membrane; Golgi apparatus. NCBI's taxonomy places the organism in Eukaryota, Viridiplantae, Streptophyta, Magnoliopsida, Brassicales, Brassicaceae. The record is from RefSeq and is a predicted model, not a curated record. Gene Ontology annotation, biological process: transport. The transcript has a single exon. The coding region runs from base 702 to 2027 and encodes 441 amino acids.